UUCUAACAAGAGUGUGUGUGUGUGUUGUAAGCAUUAGGUGUAAAGGCUGUGUGAUUGAUACUGUUUGAUAUUCGAUAACAACACGGGGAUAAAACGGUGUCUUUCUGUAGACGAGUGAAGUUCGUGUUUGUGACAACUAGUAGAUUGUGCUUGCAAAGAAACAAGUUCUUCAGUCUACCCUUGAAGGAGGUCGCGAAAACGUUCCUGACAACUGGAUUUAGUCAGCUCUACCGUUUAAGUUCACGCCGCGGUCUCCAGCUGAUUCCAGCAUGGCCGAGGAAGCUAGUCCUAUUAUGGUCCCCCCGACAGAGGAUGCUUCAGACAACCUGGUUCGGGAAAACACGCAUGUAGUUGACGCCCUGUACGCUGUUCUCAACAUCACUGGCCGAGACGGGACGUGGCCAGUCACCCAAAGAGAAAACGGGGAUCAUGAGGUCUGUAAAGUCCACGCGGAUGAGAUGCUCAGAGGAGUCCAGGGAAUAUUCCAGUUGGAUGAAGAGGCCAUGGAUGAACUGAAGAAGGAGGCCCUGCAGAGGAAGCCAGUAGAAUUUAAGCUGAACCUGACAGUGAAGGAGGGAAGAAUACGCAAAAGAAGUAAAGGAAAUGACACAGUAUAUAUUACUGUCAACACUCCAUCCAGGAAUGACAACCAGGAACUCGUAACUUCCUUUAUAAAAUCUUUCGCACCCAAGUGGGACCACAAAUUUACCAUACCAAUCAGAGAUCCCCAGAAAGACCACAUCUAUCUACAGCUUUGGCAAAAUGGCGAAGAUGAACUCUCUUGGUUGUUUGAACCCAAACUGGCCACUAUUCACUUCCCAAGAGUUCUGCCAAUUGGAACCCUCAGCAUUCCCAUUAUGGAAGUUAUUGAGACAGAGUUCGAUGGAUGGUACGAAUUUCAGAGCACAGCAGAGGCAGAUAUACUCAAUUCGGAUGUGGAGUCAGUUAAAGUGCACUUAUCAGGCCACAUUACCUGUUCACCGGAUUUGGGCGAACAACAGCAGGCUUACGAUGAGUUUCUGUUGUGCCUUUUUCAGCAUCAUACUUCUGCCUUGGUGGAUAAUGGCAAUGGACUUUGGCAAGGCAAACUACCAGCAAGUCUGACAGCUUUAAGCACACAGUUAAGAAUUCUACAUGAUGUAAGAAAGGACAGGCAGCUCAUCUCAUGGUGCAAAGCGGCUGCCCAGCUUCCAACUGUCGAUGCAGUUUAUAUACACUCUCUGGUUAAGCACAUUCAGACCAGGAUGGUAGCUGCUGCAUUUAAUGAGGAGGAUUUGGCUUUCCUUCAAGAAACUUUGAUAUUGAUUAUAGAGAAAUAUGAAGAGAGAAUAAGAUGUCUGGACAGCAGUUUCCCAUUCUCGAAUGCAGAUUCUGAGGGACAGUUAAUGGCUGUGCUCAAGACUCUGUGUGACAUCCACCGACAUCCCAAAACACAAAUGUUGAUCUAUCAGUCGGAGCAACCACUUAUUCAUGAAGGUGUGGCAGAGGCUCUGAUAACUUUUGGUUGCAAUUGGUUGAAAGAGAUGGAAAAGUCAACAUUGUUGCUUGCAAGCAGUCCAAUUGACCAAAUUAAAGCUGCAUUAGCUUUGACAAACGAAGUUCUGUGUCUACUUGGAGAGCCUUUGGCAUUUUAUGAUAGAAUUUUCCAGAAAGAAAUGAAAGUUAACUGCUACAAGCAAGUUUAUGGAAGCUUAGUAAGAGAAGUGAUAUCUUCUUUGGAGCCAGUCCUUACACACAUUUGCAAGAGGCUUCUCAAAGAGCCAGACACAGGAGAGAAUGCUGAAGAAAUGUCUUAUGAUUUUGGCCUUGGAUCUAAUCUUCUAAAAGUAUACACCAACCUCUGCCAGAUAAAUUUCCUUGGUAGAAGAUCAGAAUCUGCGACCAAAGAGACAGGCAUUGAGUCCCAUCACCAGUGGUUCAUCCCAGCUGUACACCAUUGGCUCGCCUACACUAACAACUUGGCUUUGCAGUGUGUGGAGAAAGCAGUUGAGAAAGAUUCCUUUGAGAGAAUGAGUGACCAUUGCCACUUUAGCACUUCAGCAACAGAUACAGCAUCACUGUUUCAUAAUAUAAAGGUCUGGUGGCAUAAAAUUGCAUGGGAUGAUCAGACAACCAAUGACUUGAUUCCAGUAAGGAUUUUAGAAGACCAGUGCAAUGUUGCUAAACAUUACUGUCACCUUAUGUUUGAUAUCAUGGACUCUGUCCUCGAGCACAAUGAGGGGCGAUUAUGGAUUGGGACAAAGAUUCCAGUAGUUGUUGCCAAUAUGGAAUACAUUAAUAAAGAAGUAGGUAAGCUGCCAAAAGCUUUUGGUUUAGAAUCUCUGAAGAAUGGAAAUAACAGUACAGUGAAAAAUCUGAUUGAAAAUGUUCAAGAGACAAUAAGCCUUUGGAUAAGUCAGUACUUGGAAGCAGUUUUAAGGAAGGUGAAACCUACUAUCAAAACAUCACUAGACAAUGCAUGUGAAAGUGGUGAUGUUUCUGAUCUUUUGAAUAAUUUGUUGGAUCCGGCUCUUAGUGUGCUGUGCAGUGACCUCCCAAGAUCACACUUUCUUAGUUUUUUGGCCAGCCUUUGGGACUGCAUUGUUCUCCUUCUCCAGAUGAAGUUGAAAGAUGAAAGUAAGAUGAGGAAGAACGAUUACUUUGAGCAAAUGAGCUAUGUGUUAAAUGAAAUUUUUAAAUGUUUUACACCGUCAACUGACAUUGGACUGAAUCUCAGGGCAAAAACACCAGGUUAUAUGUCUCUUGUGCAAGAACUGGAGCUUUUGAAGUUAGACUCGAAUGAGCUCAUCAGCCAUUACUAUCAAGACCGAUGGAAGGAACAACAAGACCAACAGCAACAGGAAACGACAGCGACACUAGUUGUGAGAGCCAACUUUUCGGAAAGUGGAAAGUUGAAUGUCGCAGUCAUCAUGGCAGAAGACAGGGCCGCGGCAGAGGAAAACAGCAAGAUAAUAACAGCUUUGCCUUCAUAUUAUGUGAAGUUAGAGCUGAUUCCUGAAGAAUGGAGUUUGAGAAGAAGCGAAAAAACACAGGCCCUCAGAGAGAUUCCAGCAACGUUUGAUGAGGAUUUUGUUUUUGAAAACUUGGAAGAUAAUGAUAUAGCAAAGGGCUUUUUGGUGUUGAGACUCGUGGAACAGCAUGUCAUUCAUUCGAAUAUUCUCAUUGGUGAAGCUGUGAUACCCUUAGCCCAUAUCCAUAAAAAUUCUGAAGACAUAAAGAAUAUGUAUCUGCAUCUGGAUACACCUUGUCUUGAUUCAGUUGCCAGAAAUCUGCAGAUUCUCAAUUACAGAAGACGAGAGUCCACAGCCUAUGAUUUUCUAAAGAAGCUGGAGAAAAGAUACCCAGAGACGAAAAAACACUUCAGAAAUUUGCAGACAUGAAAGUUGAUGGAUAUGCAGUGCCAUUUGAAGUCAAAAAUAUUGUUCCUAUUUGAUUUAGAUUUUCUGUUUCUCUCUUAGUGAUUUACUUUCUGGUGGGGUCAUGGUGCUAAUGUGGAAAGGCUUAGACAAUGAAGCAUAGAUGAAAUUGAAGUAUAAUAAUUUUGAUAAGUAUGAUAAUUUUAAUAUGGAGUUUUUAUAGAUAUAUAGGGAUAUAGACAGAUAUAUAGAUAUAGAUAUAUAGAUAGACAGAACUAGAUAUAGAUAUAUAGAUAUAAUACCAUUGAUUUUUUAUUAUUUACUGUCACCCAGGCUCUCUCUCUCUCUCUGUAAAAGGCUGAGAUGCCUCAAUACUCCAACUGAUGUAUGCAACAUAGUAGUUAAACAACUUGAGUCCUUAGUGUUAAAAUAGGACAACACAAGUAAAUGGACACGUGAUAUGAUAGACUGGAAGGUCUUGAGGAAACAGUGAAGAGGCUCCUUCUAAAGGUCAUCUCCAGUCAACCAUACAUUGUCAUCUUGGUUCCCGCUGGUUUUGGAACCAACGUGGAGCCUGGUUUAGCUUGGGGUGGUGUAGCUGUCAUUUCAUGGGUAUGUGCUUAUUGGUCCACCAUAGUCUCUCUCGCUCACUCAUUCACUCAUUCACUCAUUCACUCACUCACUCACUCACCCACCCACUCACUCAUUCACUCAUUCACUCAUUCACUCAUUCACUCACCCACUCACUCACUCACUCACUCA
Messenger RNA from Penaeus chinensis, 4118 nucleotides. RefSeq names its product protein unc-13 homolog D-like. Bases 270 to 3380 code for a protein of 1036 amino acids. The transcript has 22 exons. NCBI's taxonomy places the organism in Eukaryota, Metazoa, Arthropoda, Malacostraca, Decapoda, Penaeidae. The record is from RefSeq and is a predicted model, not a curated record.